Molecule: messenger RNA, 3466 nt
Organism: Aethina tumida (small hive beetle)
Lineage: Eukaryota; Metazoa; Arthropoda; Insecta; Coleoptera; Nitidulidae
Exons: 9
Coding region: 339-2930 (863 amino acids)
Source: RefSeq, a predicted model, not a curated record
GUUGAGUUCACUUCAGUUCAGUUCAGUUCAGUUCGGUUGAGUUGAGUUGAGUUUGAAUUGAGUUGAGUGUCGUUUGCGACGUUUGCGUGGUGCGGCCUUUGCGGCGUUUACGUCCGAACACUGUUCUUCUGUUUCCUCCUGCUUGCGAGUCGCGAGUCGCGAUUGUGACAGUGUGUUCUUGGUAGCAGUGCGCCACAAAGCGGCAACGACUACGCUGCUGCUGCUGCUGCCGCCACCCGCCGCCGCCCUUUCCAUUUUUUUUUAUUAACUUCCACACUUGCAAUCGCUUUAGUUAUUUUUUAUUUUGUUCGUUUUCCGCAUUUGGACCUUUGGACGACAUGGCCAACUUUAACACUUUCAUAUUGUUGUUGACCACAGCGGUUGUGGCAUCGGCGCUGCCCCGUCCAGAGACAGAGAUCAUCACGAAACCGGAACCGGGUCAGGAGUUCGUGUUUGUCCAGUCGACGGCUGCCGGCUCUCGCCCCAUUUCUCGCAAAGACAAAGUCGUAGACCAGGAACGUCCGUUCGAAACCUCCCACAAACUGCCGCCAUCUCUCACCUUCGCCCUCAACCAGAACGAGGAUGAAGACGGAGAGCCAGCGAAACCCAUCAAGGGAAAGAUCAUAAAGCGAGAAGCCAAUCCUGCUGACAGUCCGGCACCUGCUCCCGCCGGCUCUAUUAAGUUGGAUGUGAAAAAACUGCUCGAAAUGUACAAGGAUGAAAUCAAAAGCACAAAACCGGCCUCCAGUACAACAACAACCCCGAAACCUAAAUCGGCGGCCUCGAGAAGACGCGGCGCCAACAAAAGGGUGAAAAAGGAGGCGAAGAACCAGGACGCAGUCGUCGCAACUAGUCCUAGUCCCGUUUUGACCACUGGCGCACCAGUUGCCAGAAAAAUUGAUCUCGACGACAUUCCCCUGGUCGCUGCAGGAAGCGAGAAACAACGAUCCAGGAUUCAGAUCAAGAAGGGACCCAAUGGACAGGACUACGAAUACGAAUACGUAUAUUAUUAUUAUGACGAUGACGAUGAUGCUAAAGACAACCAAAAAACUUCCAAUUCUCACGACGGUCCGGCUCGCAACCAAAUAACCGCCGAAAAAAAAGACAAGAAAGCAGCGGCCCCAGAAGCGAACGAAGUCGUACCGUCGGCGUCCAGCAAAAGAACUCGUGGACGUCAACUCGGCGAAGAAGACGUUCAAGAGGAGCGUCUGCCUGCCAACACUAGAUUCCCACCAAGAAGUCGCAACCUAAACACCACCCCAGUUCCGGAAGAAGAGACCAAGGCCCCUAGAGGAAGAGGACGCGGAAGGCCCACCACCGAAACUCCAGCUGAAGCUGACAAUGUGUCAGAUGAGACACAGGGCACAACACGUGGUAGAACGCGCGCAAACGUGCGCAGACCCUCAUUGGAACUAGUAGACAGCGCCUCGUUCAACACCCACACAAACGCAGCACCGUCUGGGUCUCAGGGACCCUCGUUCCCCACCGAAUUACCAGCCGGACCGGUACGUUUCUUGGGGGCGACGCCCAACGAAAGAAUGGACCUGCCCGCUGAUGAAAAUGACGAAGAUGAAGCUCCCAAAAAAUCUGAAAAACCGGAACCGGCACCAGUUUCUGAACCUGAAGAAGAAAGUGAAGAUAAAGAAAAAGAACCAGCCGAACCAACUUCAGAUGGCGAAAGUACGACUGUAAUGUCCGCCAUGGACAAAGUUGCAUUAGAUUUGUACGCCGUUGUACAAGGAACACAAAAACUAUCUGGCGAAGAAGAGGUAUCUGAAGAUGAGGACACCACCAACACAAACGAUAAUACUGAAGCCACCACUCUUGAAGCUGAAACAGAAACUGCGGAACCAACAACAACAACAACCACAACCACAACCACAACUACAACUACAACAACAACUCCAGCACCAACCACAACAACCACGACAACGACCGAAGCGCCACUUGGUAAAGGUGGAAGGUACAGACCUCGUGCCGGUGCAGGAAGAAGAACCACUCACGCAGCUUCCACCACUGAAUCUGCUCCAGCUGCCGAAUCGAAACCCAAGAAAUUCGGAAGACCUGGAUUCAACAGAUCAAGGCUGGGUGCUAAAACUACACCCGAACCAGCUUCAGAACCUGAAACCACCAAGGAAGAAUCUAAACCAGUCAGUCACUCGAGACCGACCUUGAGUAGAGGACGUUUCGGAAACACAAGAACACGUGGCCGUACAACGGCAGCUCCUGAAAACCAAGAGGAAACUGCAUCGAGCACCACUUCUGCACCAGCACACCGUCCUUCCUUGCCAAGAGCCAGACCUUCUUUCAAUUUGAGAGGAAGAGGUCGCACAACUCCAGCUCCUGCUGACUCCGAAACUGCCGAAAACGGAGAAUCACACGCUUCAAGCCCCGACGUUGAAGUUUCAAGUACAACAGCCAGGUCCAGAAGAAUUAACACAGGAGGCGCCGUCAGGCCCCUAAGACCAGGACCAAGGAUCAACAUCGCAGGAAGAGGAAGGGGUGCUGCCACAAGUACAACCACCGAGGCUCCAGCUGAAGAGGAUCACGUAACUGGAGAUGAAGAACCACAAACUGGCGAAGAAGAGACACCGAAAGAAUCUGAAGCCCCAGCAGAUAACAGUCCAUUGAACCGAAUCAAGAAUCGCAAAAUCAAUGUCCAAGCCCGUCCAAAAGCGGCAGCAAGUGCUCCAGUUCAAGUUAGACGUGUGAACCCACUAAUCGGCAGGAAACGCAUCGGACAAACGACCGCAGCUCCUUCGAGCGAAGCACCUCAAGAAGCCGAACCCACAGAGGAAUCCGCUGCGACGGAAGAAAAGGAAACCGAGGCUCCAGUGAGUUCGACGACCGAGGAACCGAGAGGAUUGAACAAGCUGUUGGCGGGAAGAAGGCGAUUGGCUAACAGACAACCGGGUACUUUGAACCACUAAGGCUGAUUGAGUGAUUGUUUUUGAUUGGAUUUUGAACUAUAAGUAGCAUACUAUUUUUUUAGUUUUCGUAAAAGUUGUAAUGUAAGUGCUGUGACUUUGUCCCCGGAUAAAAGGGACAAAAUAGUGUAAUGGUGGCUCAAAUGCAAAUGAAUAAGUGUUUAGUAACGUUUGCUGCAAUUUUCAACAACAUCUGAUGCGCUCAGAUCAUUUUUAUUUAUUUUUAUCAUAUGGCAAAAUAAAAUUUUACUAAUAAGAUUGUUAUUUUAGUUAGGAUUUUACCGUUGUACAUACGAUUGUAUACAAUUUUUCCUAUUUAAAUAGUUGCUUGGUUAGGUAAGUUUAUAAAACAGUAUGGAAAGAAUGGUCCGCCCGAUUGGUUGGUUGAAAUGGAGCAUAUUUUUAGGUAUAGGAAUAUAAUGCAGGCCUGCACUGUGCCAAUAUUCGUAUUUAAUGAAAAUCCGUGUUAUUUAUUAUGGUAUGCAAAAUUUUACUUUUGUAAAUAUUUUCAAAUAAACUGAUAAUAAUUUGAAAGUAAA